Molecule: messenger RNA, 2694 nt
Organism: Saccharomyces paradoxus
Lineage: Eukaryota; Fungi; Ascomycota; Saccharomycetes; Saccharomycetales; Saccharomycetaceae
Gene: BNI4
Product: Bni4p
Exons: 1
Coding region: 1-2694 (897 amino acids)
Biological process (GO): actin cytoskeleton organization
Molecular function (GO): actin binding
Source: RefSeq, a predicted model, not a curated record
AUGUCGGAUAGUGUCUCAGAUUCAAAGUCUUCAGAACUUUUAAAUUCUACUUUCUAUUCGUCGACCUCAAUAAACACACUUGAUCAUGCCAAAACCUUUAGAAAUUCUCUGAUAUUGAAAGAGAUUUCUGAUCAGAGUCUAAAUUCAUCAAUAAAGCCAUGCGAGUCCAUCCUUGACGGGGAUGCAGAUAGCUCGGUCUUGCGGCGGUCAUUUGGAGACAGUACUGCCCGAGACUCAGAAGUACAAACGGUAAAUAUGACAACUUCUCCCUCUUUAAGUGCAUUAGCUGAUAUUUUGAACGAAAGAUCCAAAUAUGCUGAUCAAAAAACUAGAAAUGCACAAAAUAUUGAGCCUUCCAUAAUAGAAGAAGAAGAAGAAGAAGAAGAGCAAGACAAAUCGAUCAACUAUAGCGAGGGUUUAACCGGGUCUAGACUGGGUGUACGAGAGGAAGCAAAUGAAAACUUGGCGAUGGCCUCUCCUAACCUUAUUGACAUCGACGGCUCCAAUAGUAUUCAAGUUGCUUCCUCAAGUUUACUCUCUUUUGAUGAACCAGACUUCUUAUCCACUCCUAGAAUCACACCAAAUCCUCAGGGACCGCGGGGCAAAGUUGAUACACAACCUACCAUUCUCGAACAAGAGAUCAGUUUACCAGUCAAGCUGGAGGACGAAGCUAUCGUUCAUUCUGGAACUAAGGACACGACAAAUAGUAUACCACCAUUAAAAGAGAGUUCAAAACCUUCACCUCCUCCAAAUAAAUUACACCACCCAAAAGUUCGUUCAAACAAAGUGGAAGCGCGAAAGUAUACUGAUUCUUCUGCCCAAAGGACUACUUCAGCGGGUUCUGUACUUGAAGAUACUUCUGUGCAUAAAAAGAAAAAGAGUAUAUUUUCGUUUCUCAAGAGGAAAGAACCAAAAGCAGCUAUUAGUAAUAAUAGUAUAUUGAAUGAAAAAAAUAAAAUGUCAUCAUCAAGUACUUUCUCGACGAAUAUCCAAACAUCCUUAAAAACACCUGAAAAGCUAAAGAAGAAAUCACAUAGCAGCAGUAGCAUUUUUAAUUCCUUUCUUAAGGGAAAAAUUGACACAUCAGACUCACCUCGAAAGGAACCAAUAAGGCAAAAAAAAAGAACUCCAAAAUCCAAAGGCAAAAAACAAGAUAUAGAACCAAGGAUUGAUACUGCAUCAGUCUCAUCCGCUGAAUCACCUUUAUUACGAAGAAACUACGACGAUACUGCUGUAAAAACAGAUCACAUAACAAAAUCAGUUGAUCAAAGAAAACCUACUCCUUUGAACAUGGAUCUCAUAUUGGGAGGCGAUGAACACAAGAUAAAUAGCUCACUACAAGAACAGAUAAGAAAAGACGAUGAUACCAAAAAUGAUCCUCAAUUACCGACCAAGGAUAACUUUUUAUCACUGGACUACGAAGCUCCUUCACCAGCAUUUUCGAAACACGAUACAGGCGAGGUCCUCUUCCCCAAGUUUUUGGAUAGUCAUGAAGUUGAUUCAAUCGUUUCUUUAGAAAGGACAAGAUCUACGAAGUCCAACAAGAGAAGUUCGAUGAACUCGCAACGAAGAUCAUUGACAGACACGCUGUCAAUCAAAGCACAUAGUGAGGGAAUGUUUAUCACUGAGGCAUCUUCAGUGGUAUUAUCUACUCCGGACUUGACAAAGUCUCCUGCUAGUAGCAUUUUGAAGAAUGGAAGGUUCGAAUACUCAGAUAACUUCUCCAGAGAGUAUUCUUAUGAAGGGACUACGAAUGAAGAACAAAACGACUUCUUAAACAUCAGUAACGAUAAUGGCCCAUCCAAAAAAGAUGAUAUAUUUUUAGAUUCCAUUGAACAAAAAUUCGACCAGUUGGUGAUGGCUUCUGAUGAAGAAAAAACCGAAGUUGAGAGGGAUGUACCGAAGUCAAGAAAAGAAUCUUUGAAGAAGGAUUCUGAAAGUCAAAGCAUUUAUGCUGAUGAUGACAACGAGUUAAUUUCAGAUAUAAUGGAAUUUGCGAGUUUUAUAAAUUUUGGUGACGAUGAUCUCAAUCUAGAUUUAGACUUAGGAAAUACGACGACACCAUAUGCAGCAGAAACCGUUGAACUUGUUAACAGGGAUGACACAAAUAUCUCUGGCGCUUUCAACACAAGAAAUAACAAAGAACCUGGUUACACAGGAAAAGAUUCUCAGUCUUAUCCUGCUGCUGAACAAGUUACUACGUACGAAGAUGAGCAUCAGGGUCAAUUCCUCACAUGUGAACAAGAUGGAAGCGGAAUGAACGAUAACGAUUUUGAGAAUGAAGAUUUCAACAAACGCACAGAACUGCCCACAGAAGUCACCCCAAGAAAUAAUGCAUAUUUACCAGAAUUCGAACCCAAUAGGCCUGUUUCAAUGUCUUUCAAAGGACUAAAAGCCCCGAGGAUGAACACUUCUUUUAUUGAUUCCAUGACGCCCGACUCUCCUGUAAAAUCAGACAUGACAAGUCUAGGUGACGUGGAUGUAAACGGUAAAAACGAGCAAGGUGUUAGAUUUUCGUCCCAGAUAAUUCUUUACGAUACUUAUGGAGAAUUUGAAUAUGACAGACAUCCAGAAAUCUCCACUUGCAACCAACUAACCCCCCAACUGGCUCAAAUGAUUAAGUUGGAGUUAAAUGAAUUGAAAAGCGCAAUGGAAGUGCACGAUGAUUCACGAUGUUACACACAUUUCUACUAG